AUGACCACCCUCAUUCCCCGUGAGCCUUAUACCCAGGAUGAGCUGGCUCGCCUGUACCCGGCAGCUCUGAAGCUGCAGUUGGUGCAAGUGUUCCUUCGUCAUGGUGAACGCACACCCGUCUCAUCACGAUUCUCAAAUGUAGGCCACUGGCCGUAUUGCGGCGUCGCAAGACGCAUGGUGCAGAUGGCCUCGAGUAGUAAAGACCUCUCGGAAUGGAACGGGUUCCAAUGGCGCCGGAAAAUGGAGUCAUUCGGCAGUAAUGACCACGCGAUGAUCGCAACAGGACCGGGAGGACCAGUCGAAGCGAUGUGCUUGCACGGAGAGCUCACAGACAAGGGUCGUGAGACGACAUAUGCACUCGGACAACGGCUGCGCCAUCUAUAUGUCGACCAGCUCGGAUUCAUGCCUGAGAUUAAGAGUGAUUCCGAGGAUAUGUAUCUGCGCGCCACGUCGAUCCCCCGCGCUCUGGAGUCGCUCCAGGAGGCCUUCUGGGGCAUGUACCCGGCUAGCGCGCGCACGCUUGACUUCCCACCGCCGGUGAUUGUGGCCCGCCAGGUCAAUGAGGAGACACUGUUCCCUAAUGAGGGGAAUUGUAGACGGUUCCGACAGCUGGCACGGCUUUUUGCUGAUCGCGCCGCUGCACGAUGGAACGACUCUGGACAAAUGGCGUACCUGAACAGUCUCUGGUCAAAGCACAUGCCUGAAGAGUCGCCCAAGGUUGCUGUCGAUGCCCACCCUCGUCUUUCUGGAAUUAUGGACACCAUCAACGCAACUGAUGCCCAUGGCCCAGCCACUAAGCUUCCAUCCGAGUUCUAUGACAAGAAGGGUCGUGGCAUCGUGGACCGAAUUGCGGUUGAGGAGUGGUUUGCUGGUUAUGGUGAGAGCAGCGAGUACCGUAAGCUCGGUAUUGGUGCUCUCAUGGGUGAUGUGGUUGACCGCAUGGUCAGCACCGCCGUGGAGGGUGGCUGGCGCAGUGAGACCGCUGCGUCUGGGGCAGGCAACCCGGAGACUGGCAAGGCUAUCAAGUUUGCUAUGAGCGGCUGCCACGACACUACCCUAGCAGCAAUCCUGUCCAGUGUUGGUGGAUUCCAGGACCAGUCAUGGCCUCCAUUUACUUCCUCUGUUGCAGUUGAGCUCUUCUCAGAAGCACCCCGCUCCGACUCCAAUGCUGGUGUCGUGCUCGAGGAGUUCUCCAACCCAUCCGUCGCAGCCAAGAAGCCCGGCGUUCUCUCCCAGCUCUUCGGUAAUUCCGCACCGAAGCAACUCACCGCCUCCAAUACUGCGCGCACACCCCUCGAGUCCUUGUCCGAAGGCGCUCGCGAAUCUCUCCAGAAGCACUAUGUCCGUAUUCGCUACAAUGACCAGCCCGUCCGUAUCCCCGGCUGUGCUGCUAAGCCCGAGAACCACCUGCCUGGCGAUGAGACAUUCUGCACCUUGGACGCCUUCAAGGAGAUUGUUGAUAAGUUCACGCCAAAGGAUUGGCAAGGCGAGUGCACAGCGAACCUUAGCGCAGGCCUCCACGGUCCAGACGAUCGUGAAAAGGCACCGGCUGGCUUCUAG
This is a messenger RNA of Penicillium robsamsonii, 1560 nucleotides long. RefSeq names its product putative acid phosphatase. The transcript is spliced from 6 exons. The coding region runs from base 1 to 1560 and encodes 519 amino acids. Gene Ontology annotation, molecular function: phosphatase activity. The record is from RefSeq and is a predicted model, not a curated record. NCBI's taxonomy places the organism in Eukaryota, Fungi, Ascomycota, Eurotiomycetes, Eurotiales, Aspergillaceae. Gene Ontology annotation, biological process: dephosphorylation.